Molecule: messenger RNA, 2773 nt
Organism: Octopus bimaculoides (California two-spot octopus)
Lineage: Eukaryota; Metazoa; Mollusca; Cephalopoda; Octopoda; Octopodidae
Product: pre-mRNA splicing factor CWF19L2
Biological process (GO): mRNA splicing, via spliceosome
Cellular component (GO): post-mRNA release spliceosomal complex
Source: RefSeq, a predicted model, not a curated record
CACCGUUUAGAAUGGAGACUAUUACACCGGUUUGAUAAGAAUUUCCUGUUGAAAACAUUCAGAGAAAAUGGAACCAAUUGCUUUUAGAAGUUGUUUUGCGAUCGAAGAAGAACGGGAGCAGUUGAGAAAGGCUCGGCAAGAUGUCAUUAAAAAGGCAAAAUCUGAUUAUGAAAAAGCUGAAAGAAAAAAGGAAAUUGCAAAACAGAAAGGAUAUGAUGACUGGAUGUUGCCAUCUGUAUUGGAGAGAAUUGAUAAACAAAGUGAACACAAAACCAAAUCAAAGAAAUCAAAGAAAGAGAAGAAAAAAAAGAAGAAACAUAAAAAAGAGAAGAAACAGCACCGUGAUUCAGAAUCAUCCGAUUCUGAAAGCUCUGAUAAUGAAGGCAAGUGGGUUAAAAAACCUGCUGCAGUUCCUGCAACAAAUCCAUCUUCAGAUGCACCUUUAAAGAGAGACAACUGGAUGGAAAUGGGAUUUGAAGCAUUACCGACUGUAAGCCGUUACCAAAUCAGACAAGAACAAAACAAGCUGAAAAAUGCUAAGAAGGAAGAAGAGAAGAAAAAAUUAGAGUCUGUACAACAAGAGCGAGAACUAAACCCAUUUUGGAAAGAUGGUGGAACAGGAUUACCAGAAGAAGAUAAAAAAGAAACAGCAGUGCCUCACAUUUCUUGGCUGAGGAAAUCUUACAAAAGAUGUCAGGAGCAAGCUGAAGAGACUGGUCAGAGUUUGGAAGAUGUCGUUGCAGAAAGAUGGGGGUCUUUGAGAAAACUAGAAUCACUGAUGAAAAAAGCAGAAAAACUUGAAAGAGAGAAGCACGGUUCCCAGCAGUAUAGAUGUACGGAAUCGAAGAAAUCUCAUGAAUUUUCAAGUAGAAAUAGGGAGAGAUUUGGAGACAGAAGAAACAUGUUCAGAUCUCCUGAGUCUCCUAAUAAAUAUUAUUCAGAUACUCAAUCAAAAUCGGAGGACAGUUAUAAACAUGGUUCUUAUGAUAAAAAUAUGGACAAUUCCAGUCAGAAAUAUCGCUCCAAGUCACCUAGCUCUUAUCACCAUGACAAAUCUCAGGACAGUAAUAUCUACCAGUCAUCUCGAAGCUCUUAUAAAACUUCUAUGGAACAUUCCAGCAGAGAUUCAGGUUAUUGUUCCAAACCAAGUGACAGUAAAAGAUCUCAGUUUAUGAAGCCCGGUGAGCAUGAAGAUUCCGAGACUUCUAAGAGCCGUGGCAAUGUAAUGCCAUGUAAUGCCAGCGGUGUUCCACGGUGGAAAAAACAGAAUACAUCACAGCCAUCUAUCAAUUUGAAAGUUGUGAAAAAAGAUGAGGAAAGAUCUAGAGGCGGAAGUAAGCCUGGAAGGGAAAGAAAAUAUUCUUCUGGUUCCAGCUCUAGUAGCAGCAGUUCAUUGUCUUCUGCCAGUGAUGGAGAUGACAGAGAAAAAGAGAAGGACAUGAAAAAUGAAGAAGAAGUUCCUGUCAUCCUCACUGAAGAUCAGAUGAAUGAUUUAUCGGCUAAAAUUCUUCGAGCUGAACUUAUGGGUGAUGAUGAUCUAAUGGUCGAAUUACAAGCCUUAUUGAAUGCUGCAAAAGAGGCUCGGUCUCGAAACCAGCAGGCAGUGAAAAAGUGCCCAGGCAAAACUCAAGCAGAAGAUGUCCUUCUAACACAUGUUGACCGUAGUGGUGUUGCUUGGCCAAUUAUGGACUCUAAAGACAAUGUGCCAGUAGGAAAGAAAAAACGGAAAAAACUAAUUGAGACGCACACCAAAGAAGGACAACGUCAGAAAUAUUUCCAUGAUGACGACAAGUUUGAUUUGAAGAAUUUAGUCCAACAUGAAAAAAUGAGCAUAGCAGAAAACCAGAACAGUAUGUUUGCUCGACUUGCUGUCAGGAAUGUACAGAAGACAACUGAUGAGUACGUGGUCGAUGAUAUGUUUAUAGCUAAUGCUGCCAGGGAGCAAUCUGGUGCUAAAACGUUUGAUUUGCAGAAAGCAAGAGCCAUAUCUUAUCAUAAUCAGAUGUCAAAAUCUAUGGCAGGUUGUAAAUUUUGUUUUGAAAAUAUAUCAAAACAUCUUCUUGUUGCUAUUGGACAAAAAGCCUAUUUAGCUCUUCCAGAUUGUACUUCUCUCACAGAGGGACAUUGUAUUCUUGCUCCUAUUCAGCAUGUUGCAUCUUCAACUGCCAUGGAUGAAGAUGUCUGGGAUGAGGUUCAGACAUUCAAGAAGCUUCUAGUAAGAAUGUUUCAAGGACUAAACAAAGAUCCAAUAUUUCUGGAGACGAGUAUGCACUUAAACCGCUUUCCUCAUGCUCAUAUUGAGUGUGUUCCUGUAGACAAUGAAGAAGGUGCUAUGGCCCCAAUGUAUUUCAAGAAAGCAAUUCUUGAGUGCGAGACUGAAUGGAAUAUGAACAAAAAAUUGGUGGAUCUGACCAAAAAAGACAUACGGCGAUCAAUUCCAAAAGGAUUCCCAUUCUUCAGUGUUAACUUUGGUAUCCAAAGUGGUUUUGCACAUGCAAUAGAAGAUGAGAAACGGUUUUCAGUUAAUUUUGGCAAGGAAAUUAUUGGAGGUAUGAUUGACGCGGAUCCUUAUCUUUUCCGUAAAGGCCGAUAUGAGAAAUUUGAAGUUCAGCGACAGAAAGUUUUGAAGUUUUCAAGUUGGUGGAAACCCUACGACUUUACUUCUAAUCGAGACUAUAAAGAUUUGCCGUGAAACUGGACAAAAUUUCACCAAGAAACAUAUAUAUCUGUUUCAAUUUGAUAGAAUAAAAGCCAUUCUUUCAUUUGGGUUCGA